UUUUAAACUUUGGAUGAUUAUGGAUUUGGAAGCUGGAAACUCCUUCAACAACACCAACAACAACGAAUUCGAGUUACAAGAUUUCAUUGAUGAUGCUAAGUUCGAUCAGUUCAUCGAUCUAAUCCGUGGAUCAGAAAAUGAAGACCCAGUUGCUAGUUUCGACUGUGACGAGCUUAUCAAUGGCAGUUUCAUUGAUAACGGCCAGUUCGGUCAAAACCCAGAAGGCAUAUUCGGUUUCGAUGCAAAAAUGGUACUCUCUGAUCCAACUUCUUUCGAUAUUACUUUACCAAAUUACGAUGGUGGAGAUUUGGUGUUCGAAGACAACGAGAAUGAUGGCGAGGAAUUUUCGUCUGCAACCACCACCACCACCACCACAACAACAACUCCAACAACAACAAAUACCGGAAAGCGGCCCAAGGUUGAUCGGUCAAGAACUCUGGUUUCAGAGAGGAGGAGGAGGGGAAGGAUGAAGGAGAAGCUCUAUGCAUUGCGGUCCUUGGUUCCUAACAUAACCAAGAUGGAUAAGGCCUCCAUAAUUGGAGAUGCUGUAUUGUAUGUACAAGAUUUGCAAGCGCAGGCUAAGAAACUAAAAGCUGAGAUUGCAGGGCUUGAAGCAUCAUUGAAUGAAGCAGAAAGAAAUCAAGAAUCAAGAGAGAAUACAAAGAUGAGGAAUGCUGCAGAUGCCAAACAUUUAGUGACCAAGAAUAUCUUUCAGAUGGACAUGUUUCAAGUAGAGGUGAGAGGAUUUUAUGUGAAAGUUGCUUGCAACAAUGGAGAAGGAGUAGCUAUAUCACUUUACAAGGCUCUUGAAUCUCUUACGAGCUUCAAUGUUCAGAGCGCAAACUUAGCCACAGUUUCUGAUAGAUUUAUACUCACAUUUACUUUGAAAGUAAACGAAUGGGACCAGGACCUGAUCAUCAAUUUGCCAAAUUUGAAGCUUUGGGUUACUGGGGCUUUUCUUAAUCAAGGAUUUGAACUUAAAAUCCCAUUUUCAGCCUAAAAUCUCUCUUUCUCUCUCUCCUUUCUUGUUAAUGUUAUCAUAAGAGGCAUGUACUUUGAGCAAUAUAUGUACAUGUAUAUAUAUAUAUAUAUAUGCAUCAGUUCAAUAUUAUAUAAAUUAAUAAGA
Messenger RNA from Ziziphus jujuba (common jujube), 1126 nucleotides. Its product is annotated as transcription factor FER-LIKE IRON DEFICIENCY-INDUCED TRANSCRIPTION FACTOR. NCBI's taxonomy places the organism in Eukaryota, Viridiplantae, Streptophyta, Magnoliopsida, Rosales, Rhamnaceae. Gene Ontology annotation, biological process: regulation of DNA-templated transcription. The record is from RefSeq and is a predicted model, not a curated record. The transcript is spliced from 4 exons. Gene Ontology annotation, cellular component: nucleus. Bases 14 to 1000 code for a protein of 328 amino acids. Gene Ontology annotation, molecular function: DNA-binding transcription factor activity; protein dimerization activity; sequence-specific DNA binding.